This is a messenger RNA of Gallus gallus (chicken), 1496 nucleotides long. Its product is annotated as olfactory receptor 12D3-like. The record is from RefSeq and is a predicted model, not a curated record. Gene Ontology annotation, molecular function: olfactory receptor activity; G protein-coupled receptor activity. Bases 119 to 910 code for a protein of 263 amino acids. The transcript has a single exon. Gene Ontology annotation, biological process: G protein-coupled receptor signaling pathway. Gene Ontology annotation, cellular component: membrane. Lineage: Eukaryota; Metazoa; Chordata; Aves; Galliformes; Phasianidae.
GUGUCACUUCAGCCCAGAGAAGAGAAGGCUCCAAGGGGAUCUUAUAGUAGCAAUCCAGGACCUGAAGGGUGCCAACAGCAAAGCUGGGGAGGGACUUCUUAUAAGGGCAUGUAGCAACAUGUACUUAUUCCUAGGGAACCUUUCCUGCCUGGACACUUUCUACUCUACAGUUACUGUUCCCAAGAUGCUGACUGGUUUUCUCUUUGGACGUCAGCCCAUUUCUUUUGGUGGAUGCUUGGCCCAGCUCUACUUCUUCCACUUCCUGGGCAGUACUGAAGCUGUGCUCCUGGCCACCAUGGCCUAUGAUCGCUAUGUGGCCAUUUGCAACCCUCUGUGCUACACCCUUGUCAUGAACCCAAGGACUUGUCUGCUGCUGGCCACGGCCAGCUGGUCUGUUGGUUUUGCACAUGCCAUGAUACAUUCAAUCAUGACCUCUCAACUGAGUUUCUGUGGGCACAACCACAUUCAUCACUUUUUCUGCGAUGUCAAGCCACUGUUGAACUUGGCCUGCAGUAGUACUAGCCUCAGCAUGACUCUCCUCAAUGUUGUCACGACAUCAAUUGCUCUAGGCCCAUUCAUUCUGAUUGUCCUCUCCUAUCUCUACAUCAUCAUCUUCCUCUUCCAGAAGGUCAAGUCCCAGGAAGGUAGAUGGAAGCCCUUCUCCACCUGUGCCUCUCAUCUUACUGUUGUGGCACUAUUGUACAUACCGCUGUUCUUCAAUUAUACACCUCCGUCUUCAUCCAGCUCCUCUAAAAGGGACAUGCAAGUGUCUGUCAUGUACAGUGCCAUCACCCCAGCUCUAAACCCCUUGAUCUAUACUCUUAGGAAUCAGGAGGUGAGAUCUACUUUGAACAAAACGUUAGGGAGAAAACUUUUUCCUGGUGGAAAGUGGCAAGGACAAGGCUCAUAACAUGGUUACUCCACUUCCCGUAUUUACAAGAGAAGAGGUCAAAAAGAUUCUGUCUUACACGAGACUGAAGAAUACUCGUUAUCUCAUGUGGAAAUUAAUUAGGGGUUUACUGCUGAGAUCUAAACUGGGAGAUAGUCAAGACCUUGAUGUUUCUUCUGUCAUUUUAGAUGUCCUAUUGUAACCAGUCUGAUCUCCAGCCUCCAGAAAAGAAGUAUGCGUGUCUCUUGCAGAGCAUGAGCAAAAGCAGACAGCCCCAUAUAGUUGUGCUGGAUAAGAUAAGGAAUUAAACCAUUACCUGAUAGCUUUGUUUAGGAAGCGGAAUGAAUCUCUAGUCAUCCAAACGCUGGAUAUCCCAAGUAAGCAAGCAUGCGUUACAUUUUCAAUGUUGCUUAGACUGGGAAAGAUAUUGCCUACGUUUGACAUGAGUCAACUCUUUUGAGGCAUCUGUAUCUUUUCAUUGAGUUCAAAGUGUUUGAGUUAGCUCUUUCUUGGAGUGGUCACUUCUUGAGUUUUUUUGGAUCUCAGCAGGAACUCCUCUGUUCCCAUGUUCCAGGCCUUGCCUGCAGAUAAGAGGGAGCAGGGAGGU